AGUUUUAAAAGAAAAGAAAAAAAAUCUUUUAUAAAAUAUAUAAUUUCCUUAUUUCGCCGUGGAAAACAAGGCAAAAAUAAAUGUACAAAAAUGCAUAUAUCUUGAGCUUGAGCUUGAGCAGCAAGUUGUACAGAUCUGAUCGCAGCAAAAUGCAGAGAUUCUUGUUUAGCCGCGUCGUGGAAAAUCAACAUCAGAUAAGCCGAAGAUUUCUCAAUCUAGUUCCAUCUCUAUCACCACCAGUUCCUGCUCUGUCUCGUUUCUUUCCGAAGAUUACUGCUUCUGAUUCCACUUCCUCUCUUCCCGUUGUUAGUGUUACUCUUGACUCCAUCAAUCCCAAGAUUAAUCUUCCUAAAAAGGCGAUUGAUGCCGUAAAGACAGCACCUGAUGUGUUCUACUGCAAACGCCUUCUCAACGCCACUGGUUCUCGUUUCGGACAGGUUCUUGGAACAUGGCAUUUCAGAUGCACAAUUCUUCCGGCGACAGCGAAUCGCGUCAGAGAGGUCCACAAGACGACUUCCAUCAACGAAAAUAAACCAACAAAAAAGAGUUCCGUCAGCGAAAAGAAACAAAAAAAAAAGACUUCCAUCAGCGAAAAGAAACCAAAAAAAAAGAGUUCCGUCAGCGAUAUCCCUAGAAGAACAAAGUUUCAGAAACAUCAUCGAGGAAGAAUUAAAGGAAUAUCUACUCAAGGGAAUAUUUUUGGUAGAUAUGCUCUUCAAACACUUGAACCCGCUUGGAUCACAUCUAGACAAAUAGAAGCAGGGCGACGAGCAAUGACACGAAAUAUAGGACGUGGUUUAAAAGUUCGAGUUCAUAUAUUUGCAGACAAACCAGUUACAGUAAGACCCCCCGAAACGCGAAUGGGUCGUGGGAAAGGAGAUCCAGCGUUUUGGGUAGCUGUGGUUAAACCAGGUAAAAUCAUUUAUGAAAUGGGUGGUGUAUCCGAAAAAAUAGCCAGAGAAGCUAUUACAAUUGCGGCAUCAAAAUUGCCUAUAAAAACCAAAUUCAUUAUUUUUGAAUAAGUUGAAUUGAAUGUAGCAGAAUUGAUGUGUAUUCAAAUAAUAGGAGCUAGUAAUCGCAGCUAUGCUCAUAUUGGUGAUGUAAUUUUGGUUUGGUUCGGGUUUAUUCUUUUUGUCUGAGAUUGAUUUAAGGUUUGCUUUCACAAUCACAGUUUAGUCACUCUUUAUUUG
Molecule: messenger RNA, 1190 nt
Organism: Arabidopsis lyrata subsp. lyrata
Lineage: Eukaryota; Viridiplantae; Streptophyta; Magnoliopsida; Brassicales; Brassicaceae
Product: 60S ribosomal protein L16-like, mitochondrial
Exons: 3
Coding region: 81-1022 (313 amino acids)
Biological process (GO): mitochondrial translation
Cellular component (GO): mitochondrial large ribosomal subunit; ribosome
Molecular function (GO): structural constituent of ribosome; rRNA binding
Source: RefSeq, a predicted model, not a curated record